AUGGAGGCGAAAUCGCCCCACGGUACUCCCUCAAGUAUCUCCAAUGCUGGUCCUUCUCAGUUGACACCGACCGAUGCCAGAGACAACCGCUCGAACUCGAUCCUGAGGAGACUGUUUCCCCAAUUUACCCGCCAGAGAAGAACAGUGUUCCAUGCCAUCGCGACUGUCCCGCUCGUUUCCGUCGGCAUUGUUCAUCAGAACUGCCAAGGGGGUGUCUCUCUGGUAUCGACCUUGAUCAGACCCACAGAUAUUUAUGCUUAUGAGGACGAACAAAACUUCCUCACAGAGCCCGUUGCUGUUGUCGUGAACGACGACACUUCAAGUAUGCUCCCGAUAGCCCAAGAGCCUCCUGUUGCUACCGGCUCAUUGGAGGUCGAAGGCGAGGUAUUGGCAGCCUUAUAUCCGACUGCCAGCCAGCCAUGGUUGACCAUUUUCCCUCAAAACAUUGCCACCCCUACUCUGUCUACCGUCUUGCCCCUACCAGGAGAUUGCUUCAAAGAUACCACACAGCUGGCCUACUGCUGCAACUUGCUCCGCAUGUACGUGUCACCCUCCUCGGCAGCUGCAGUCAUUCAUACGCCUCUUGACAGGACCCAGCAUGCCUUGAUCGAGCCCUAUGCGGAAAGCAAGAGAGAAGUAAGCAGGAUCCGCUGGCUCACACAAGGAGUUGUCGACGAGUUUGCCGCAGACAGUCUCAAGAGUACGGAGUUUCUCUCUGAGGUUCUUCUUCUUGCCCCAUACCUCGACGAGGAGUACUACCGCAAGCUGCUCAGCUGUGUUAUCGACAAAUUCGAGGCCUCGACAUUGCUUGAUAUCGACCUACUGCAGGGACUGGUCCAGCUUGUCGAAAGUGCCUCGCCAGAGUACAUAGAGGCUGAAGAUCUUAUCCGUAUGUUCGCUGUUCUCUGCACUUGCUGGCAUGGGAGCGACCAACAGCCAUCCAAGCACCUCUAUUACUUGGCCCAGGCUUUUUCUCGCCUUAUAGAUGUCAUGGUCGACAGCAUGGCCAAGGAUGUACGACGAGCUGCUGACCAUGAGCCGCUAGCUGCGCUUUUGGAUCAGAUGAAGGACAGCUUCGACCCUUACCUGAGGCACCAGGUCAUCUACGCCUCCCAAGGUCUGUUGCACGCGCCCAACGACGAGACGCGUCGCCAGUCUGUGUUGCGUCAUGCGGACAACAUUACCAUGGGACUUCUUGGGGUUGCGAGCGUCUGCCAGCUAGAUCCAGAUCAGCUGAAUGACGAGACUGAGUCUCGUGAGACUGACACCGAGGUUGUCGGCGGUGUGGAGAUAUUGCCCGAGAGCGAUCAGGAUGUACUGGAGGGCGUUCAGAGCAGGGUCAGGUCUGAUGGAAGGCUGCUCUGGUAUACUGCGCUGCGUGAGGCCCAAGAGCAUAUCAGGAAUGGUCGACUUCGGGAUUUCAACCAUCUCAUCUUUGAGGCGCCCUGCCGCGACCACGUCGAGUUUCAGUGGGGGAUCUGUUGCAUGCUUGGCGAAAUAGCAGUUGACCCACUGUGGGAGAGUGCCACCUGCCAACACGCCGUCGAUCUCCUUUCCCAGCUGUACAAGAACGAUGCAAUCCGAUCUCCAAACGAGGGCAUCGACAAGUGGAUCCUUAACAUCCUCCGCCAGAUCGGAGACUCCGCAGACACUACAGUUUCUGACUAUGCCCAGUCCACUCUGCAAGAUCUGGAAAAGGAAGGCGACGUUGGCAGACAGGAACUCUACCGCGGUUUUCUGGAAUGUCCGGUCAGCUCUUAUCCCAUCAAGAUCUGUAUGCCAGUCCCAUCGUCAUCAGAACUGCUUGCGAAAGUUAUGGCCAUCCCAGCGAUCGAGUCUGACCUACUUAACCUGAAGAUCCGUCGAUUGAUACAGCCAGGGAACCCUGUGUACAUCCCACCCCAGGCCAAACCUACCCUCCAAAGUGCCGACAAGACUUUGUUUCCGCUGAUGGAAAAGGCAUUGGACUUCUUGAACGGCCCCGGCCUGGUUUUUCUGUUGCUGGGCGAUUCAGGAGGAGGAAAAUCAACAUUCAAUCGGCAGCUCGAGCGCACUCUUUGGAAGGCCUACAAGAGAGGCGACCCUAUCCCUCUCCACAUCAACCUGCCAUCCAUCGACAAUCCGCAACAAGACCUGAUCGCCAAGCAAUUGCGACGACUCGACUUUACCGACUACGAGAUCCAGGAACUCAAACAGAACCGACAGUUUAUUAUCAUCUGCGAUGGAUACGACGAGAGCCAGCUCAAGAAAAACAUCUACACUACGAACGAGCUCAACAGUCCAGGCAAGUGGAGGGUCAAAGUUGUCAUCAGCUGCCGCACUCAGUACUUGGGACAAGACUAUCGUUCAUUAUUUCAACCCACUACCGAGAGUCGAUACGACGGCCCUGCGACAACCCUUUUUCAAGAAGCGGCUAUAGCCAAGUUUUACAGGCCACAGAUCCUGCAGUACGUCGAACAGUAUGUCAAAGAGCUCUCUGCACGUGGCCCUCCCCAAGGCCAGCCGUUAUGGACAGUGCGCGACUAUAUGGGCUCGCUGGUCAACAUUCCGAACCUUUUAGACAUGUCAUCCAACCCGUUCCUACUCACUCUGACACUAGACACCCUACCCAACGUUGUCGGCACCCGUGACAACCUCGCGACAAUCCGUAUCAGUCGGGUGCAGCUGUAUGAUAGCUUUGUUGAGCGUUGGUUAAAGGUUAACAAGCGCAGGCUGUUGGAGAGUCAGAUGUGCAUGGAUAAACAACGAGUGCUUGAUCUUCUUCUUGAGGACGGGUUUCUCGACAACGGUCUCCGAUUCCAGAAGGACUUGGCGGCGGCGAUCUUCUUGAAGAAUGCAGGACACCCCGUCAUCAAGUACACUCAUCUCCGCGACGGUACCACAUGGAAGGCUGCCUUUUUCAGUCCAGACGAACCAAUCAAGAUGCUCCGGGAGUCCAGUACUGUGGAUCGGUCUGGCGCCUAUUUUCGUUUUCUUCACCGGUCUCUACUAGAGUAUUUUUAUUCGAGGACCAUCUAUGAUCCGCGCGAGCAUGCGGCCGAUGCCACUUCCGCCGGAGAUGCAUCCUAUAUUGAUCUCAAGGCAAAUUUGGCUCGGAUGAGCAUCAUCGACGAACCUUCGAUUCUACGAUUCUUGGCCGAGCGCGUGGAAAUGGACCCUAAUUUCAAGGAGCGACUGCUUGAUAUUGUCGAGGAUUCGAAGACGGACACGGAGGCAGGGCAGGUUGCGGCAAACGCGAUGACGAUCUUGGUGAAGGCUGGCGUUCGGUUCAAUGGCGUGGAUCUACGAAGGAUCAGGAUUCCGGGUGCUGACCUCCGUGGUGGACAAUUUGAUUCGGCGAACCUCGAAGGCGCUGAUCUGAGCGGUGUCAACAUGACCAAUACGUGGCUUCGACAGGCGGACCUCAGGAAGGCCGUGAUGACCAGGGCCCAGUUUGGAGAGUUACCUUACUUGGAGUUGGAUGGGCCGGUUUUGAUGUGCGUCUUUUCGUCCGAUGGUCAAUACUUUGCCGCUUCGACCACUCUUGACACUAUCAACAUUUUUGCCACCGCCACAUGGGAGAGGAUCGCCCAGCAUCCCGGUGGUUUGGCCAUCACUUUUUCACCUACCAGCAAAGAACUCGCUAUGGGGAUGGGUCUGAAGGAUUGCGCGUCCACAGUGCAUCUGAGCAACAUACUGACCGGUAUACCUCGACUUGUCUUGGCAGGUCAUACUGACUGCGUUAAUUCUGUCGCGUAUUCACCCGACGGAGCUCAGAUCGCUUCUGCAAGCGAGGAUCAUACGGUGCGGAUCUGGUCGACUGAGACUGGCGAUUCCUUGCGUAUCUUCACCGGCCACACCAAAGCAGCCAAUACAGUGGCCUUUUCACCAGCCUCCCUCCAACUCGCGUCGUGUAGCGAUGACGGGACGAUCAGGACAUGGGACCUCGAGAACGGAGAGCCGCUUCUUGUGCUUGAAGGCCAUCAGGUUUCUGUUCAUUCCAUCACAUAUUCACCGGACGGGCAUUUGAUCGGCUCUGGCGGUUGGGACCACUCUGCUCGGCUCUGGGACGCGAACACAGGCGAGAUACAGAACAUGAGACUUGGAUAUACGGCACCUGUCGCUGGGCUGGCAUUCUCUCCUGACGGUCUCCAGGUUGCCUCCUAUGGCUACGAUGGCAGGGUUCACCUGUGGGAUCCGAAAACUGGCGAGUCCAUUAGCAUUCUGUCUGGACAUAGCUUUGAAGUCGGCAGUGCUGUUUAUUCUCCGGCCGGUGAUUGCAUUGCCUCGGGCGGAUCGGACAAGACUGUGAGGCUAUGGAGGUUGGAAGGGAGUGCGACUAGAAACUCUGUGGGAUCUUAUGCUCUAGCCUCAGUAGCUGUCGAUAUCUCUCCGGACGGAAAUCAGAUCGUCACGAGCAACAUGGGCGGACUGAGACUGUGGGAGACUCUUACAGGCAGGAAGACGGCCGUUCUGAGUGGACACACCCACCACACUGGAACUGUGAAGUUCUCUCCUUGCGGCCAGCGACUCGUCUCUGCCAGCUGGGACAAGACAGUGAGGAUUUGGUGUGUUAAGACAGGAUCGGUCCUGCACGUUCUUGAAGGUCAUGAUGGCCCCGUCGAAAGCGCCGCCUUCUCGCCGACUGACCACGAGGUCGCCUCUACCGGAGUCGAUAAGACGGUGCGAACGUGGGAUUCUCAGACUGGCGAGAAGAGGUCCAUCCUGGAGGGGCAUACAGGCAUAGUGCGUGGCGUUGUGUACUCACCGAGCGGACAUCAGAUGGCCAGCUGGAGCAUGGAUGGGAGUGUCAGACUUUGGAACCCGCUGACGAAGAAGCAUAUACUCACUCUGAAUCAUCCCGUGCCCAUUAUCCAAGCGAUAUUCUGGCCGGGCAGGGAGGACCUCAUAUUGAUUGCGCUUAAUGCUGAGGCGAGUUGUUGGAACACCCAGUCUGGAGAGCGAAGUAAUCGAUUUUCGAACUUUGGAUUCAAGUUUCGCACUUGCUCCUUUUCACCUGGAGGGGAGUUCAUGGCAACUUGUGAUAAGGACGGAGUGCUGCGAUUAUGGAAUGUUGGAUCAGGUGCAGGUGCAGGUGCAGGUGGCGACGACAACGGUCUGGAGGAGGUUUUCCAUACGACGACUGGCGUGGCGGUGCACAUUCGAUGGGCGCGCAUUGCUGACUAUCAAGUUUUGGUGACCGUCAUGUCGUCGCAGUCCUUGAACGUUUGGAAACUUGUGGAGGAUCGAGGGACGUACAAGUUGCAGCUGCUCUGGGCCAUGGGGUGCACUGAGCUUUCUUUCGAGGCUGCCAAGGUGGAUGAGGUUGUUGGUUUGAGCCUUGUCAAUUCUUUGUUGUUGAAGCAGCGCGGCGCCGUUGGUGAAGUGGCUAGCGAGUAG
Linnemannia hyalina is the source of this 5379-nucleotide messenger RNA. Lineage: Eukaryota; Fungi; Mortierellomycota; Mortierellomycetes; Mortierellales; Mortierellaceae. The record is from the annotation of a GenBank genome assembly.